This is a messenger RNA of Rotaria socialis, 2949 nucleotides long. NCBI's taxonomy places the organism in Eukaryota, Metazoa, Rotifera, Eurotatoria, Philodinida, Philodinidae. The record is from the annotation of a GenBank genome assembly.
AUGUUAUUAUUUAAUCUUAUAUUUUCAUCACUGGUUGCCUCACUUUAUUCAUUCAAUUAUCAGACUGUUGAACAUUGGAGAUAUUUAAGACAAGAACAGUCCAUAGAUCAUCCAUCGAAAGUACCAUCGUAUUUUGGUUAUUCAUUAGCUGUUCAUCGAUCGAGUUUAUUGAUCGGUGCACCUCGUGAUCAUUCUCCACAUGAUAUAAUAACUAGACGAGGUAGUGUUUGGAAAUGUGAAUUUCGAUCCGAUGAUCAUUGUCAACGUAUACCAUUUCGCCGUGAUGGUGAAGCUAAUGUUCGUAUUGGUACUUCAUUUGAUAAUAAAACAGAUCAAUGGUUAGGUGCUUCAUUAGCAGCUAACUAUGAUCAUAUUAUUGCUGGUGCACCCUUUCUUAAACAUCGUAUUAAUGAUGGACAUAGUAUUGAAUAUGAAAUACCAGGUGGAGCGCGUAUUGGUAAAUAUGGUACAUCAUUAUCGAUGAUUGAUAAUACACAAAUCUACUCCCCAUCAUUUCUUAAUUGGUAUUCUCGAAAUUACAAUCAAGAAGGCUAUGGUGAAUUUGGUUUUCAAGUUGCGUUAAGUAAAAGACCGGAACGUAUACUUAUAACUGCGCCAGGAUCAUUCUAUUUUCGAGGAGGAAUACAUUCAAUUCCCAUUCUUAAUUAUAACUGGAUUGAUACACGACAUCCAUUUACUGCACCACAUUAUCCCUGGCAUGAUGUUGGCUGGCUUCGGUAUCCAUCAAAUUAUUCAUCGAAUGAAUACGAUGAUUGGUGUUAUCGAGGUUAUGCUUUAGCUGUAGGAAAUUUUAAUGAUGAUGCUAACCAAGAAAUUGUUGUUAGUAUACCAAAAUUAGAUAAUUAUCGUGGAGCUGUUGAAAUAAUGAACAGUAAUCUUGAUGAAUAUUCAAUUCGAACAAUACAUGGUAUACAAAUGGGGGAAUAUUUUGGCGCAUCACUAUGCGUUAUUGACAUUGAUAAUGAUGGAUUUGAUGAUUUAUUAAUUGGUGCACCUUUAUACACAGUUAAGAAAGAUGGUCGAAUUUUAGCCGAUGCAGGUCGUGUAGAUAUAUUUUAUCAAACAUCUGAGCAUAAACUCAUUCGAAAACAAACAAUUGAGGGAACACGUGAUGGUGGACGUUUAGGACAUGCAUUAACAAAUUUAGGUGAUAUUGAUAAAGAUGGUUACAAUGAUGUAGCUAUUUCGAUACCAUUCACUAAUUCUGGUUCAUUGAGUAUGAUACAUAUAUAUCGUGGUUCAAAACAUGGCUUGAUUUUAAAACCAUCACAAAUUUUACAAGCAACCGAAUUAAAUGGAUUUGGUUGGGCACUACAAGGUCUAUUUGAUUAUGAUAAUAAUGGUUAUUUAGAUUUAGCCGUAAGCAGUGUACGAACGGAAACUGUAGCUAUUAUUCUUUCACGACCGGUAGUACGCAUUCAAACAAGAUUACAACAUAGUUCACCAACAAUACCAUUGAAUUGUACAUCAAAUGCUGAUGAUAAAUGUUUUAUAUUAACUGUAUGCAUUUAUUUCAAUGAUCAAAAUUAUCAACAUUCAAAGCGCGAUGCUUUAUCGUAUGAAUUACAACUUGAUAGUGAUAAAAAUCUGAUGGAUCAACGUUUGUUCUUUCGGGAAACAUAUCGAUCAAUAAAAAAAAGACAUUUUAAAGUAUCUGAUCGUAUUUGUCAUGAUUAUUCAUUGUAUAUGAAAGACGAUGUCACCGAUAAACUAAGUCCAAUUCGUCUUCAGAUUAAUUAUAUACUUUCAUCGAAACCAGAUCCAAAUAUAGUUUCACCAAUACUUGAUCCGGACAAUGUUAUAUUUGAUUAUAAGAUUUCGAUUAAAAAAGAUUGCGGCUAUGAUGAUAUUUGUAUACCAAAUCUUCAUUUGUCCACGUCAAAAUGGCCAGAUGAAUAUAAAGUUGGUUUAACUAAAAAAAUUGUGCUCACUAUCGAUGUCAUCAAUAGAGGUGAGAAUGCAUAUGAUACUCAAUGCUCAAUACAAUUACCAGUCGGUGUUGAAUAUGUCCGUUCAAAUUCAAGUUCAACAAUAAAUAUUUAUUGUAAUUCAAUGAAACAAUCUGACCGUAUAAUUGUUUGUUAUCUUGGAAAUCCUUUCUUAGCAAACGCAAAUAUAUCAUUACAAAUUCAUACAGCUGUUAACAAUUAUUCAGCAAUACAAGCAGAUUCAUUAAUAUUUGUAAUUAAUGUAACCAGCGAUAAUUCAGGUUCAAACAAACCAACAACAGAAAUCAAUAUACCCAUUGCAAGUUCACCAGAAUUAGUAUUAAUUGGUGUUGCUAAACCAGAACAAAUAUCAACGGACACGGCGGACAAUCAUGAAUUUAUACAUUCAUCUUAUAUGAGAAAACAUGAUCUUGAAAUCAUACAUACAUAUACAUUACAUAACAAAGGACCAAGCGAUGCUAAACGUACAGAAAUUAAACUAAUGUGGCCUAUGUUAUCAUUAUCAGGAUUUAAUGAACCAACACCCUUAUUACAUGGUGUAGAUCUACCAUCUAUUAUUCGAACAUCAGAUCCAAAAAAUAACGAUGAUCGAUGUCAUAUUUAUCAAUCGACUAGAAACCAUAGAUCUGAUAUAGAAAAUGAAAAUAUCUAUGGUUCAUCGAUUGAUAAAAUGCGUUCAAUAGUAUCCAAUAAUCUUGUUAUUCCUGAUGCAUCUUCUAUUAAUCAUUUUCGAGAAUCUAUUCAUUGCCUUGGUCCAUUAUGCAAAAGUUUUAUUUGUUCUAUUGAUACAUUACCAAUAGGUCAUAGUGUUUUAAUACAAUUAAAAGCUUAUUUACGACUGAAUCAUUUUCAAUCAAAAUUUGAUCGUUCAAAAUCAUUUUUUAUUAUUUCAAAUGCAAGUGCACAAGUUCGAGAAAUUCCAUUGAAAAUUUCUCGAAAUAAAACGUUUCAACAUCCAGUCAUCUAUUUAAAGGUAUAG